Molecule: messenger RNA, 3651 nt
Organism: Notolabrus celidotus (New Zealand spotty)
Lineage: Eukaryota; Metazoa; Chordata; Actinopteri; Labriformes; Labridae
Product: transmembrane protein 266-like
Exons: 11
Coding region: 965-2614 (549 amino acids)
Cellular component (GO): plasma membrane
Molecular function (GO): voltage-gated channel activity
Source: RefSeq, a predicted model, not a curated record
UGCUGCGAAGGCAAUUUAUAUUCCCAUAGUAUCUUUAUUUUGGGAAACCAUAAAAAACGCUCAUGACACGGAGAGGGACGACCUACCAGGCGUAAAGCUAAUAAAAUCAUCUGUGGCGAUAAUCCGCGCUUAAAUUGGCCUCAAUCGGGAACUGGGAAAAUCUUCACUGGAUUUUAUUCUUUCUCUCACACAGAUAGACACACACAUAGACGGCCAAUAUUUUUAUAUAUCUAUGUCGUGACCGGAGCGAUGCAAAUGUCACACGAUUCAUUGGCUACUGUCAGUCUCCGGUACGAAAACGUCAAUGUUUUGAUGGCGUUUGGGUGAAAUUGGCCCUGCUGCUGCCGUGGGAUUGAGAGAGGGAGACGAGGAUUCGUCCGGCUCGUUUCAGCACCUGGACAGCUCCGCUCGCAGGGAUCCCCGCUGCGCUCGCCGGGGAAACCCUCCUCUACUGAGGAGCGGGAUCUGGAUCCAGAUCUGGAGCAGUGAUCCUUACCAGGAGGAAAUAAUUUUUUUUAAACCAGAAGGACACUUAAAAGCUACCAUGAUCUUCCCUAGCGACGAUGAUUCUUGCGUUUGAGCUUCAGCCCCUCUCUGGUUUUGCACUGAAAUCCAAGCAGCGCAAGUGGGAGCAGCGGAAGCAGCAGCAGCAGCAGAAGCAGUGGUGGUGUUGGUGGUGGUGGUGCUCAUCCAAUGCAAAAGUGCUAAGGAUAGCUGCAGCCUACACACACUGCGAGCCUGCUGCUGCUUCACUCACUCUGAUCAUCACCGAGGGAGACAUCACUAUCAGCAAGGGGGCAGCGGGAGGCACGAUUACCCGUCCACAAUGUAAAUCUCUCACAGGUUCAUCAUGACAGCAUCAAUCAGGUGAAAAGGUGAACUGCAGCACACAAAAUAACCUGAACUGAGUGCAACCUUUGUGACAACCACCACCACCUUUCUCCUCUUGGGAUCUUCGAAAAUCAUGGCAAAUGCUGAUAGGGAAGUGGAGCAGGCAGGUUUGUCAGAUUUGGAGAUCAUCUCACAGCCGGUGGAGGAUGAGAACCAGUGUUUGGCUCCUCCGGUCCAGCUGGUGAGUUUUGGCUACAGGGAUCUACCCCUCGCUGCUCUGGACCUCUCGCUGGCUGGCUCACAGCUUCUCUCCAACGCAGAUGAAGAUGAGAACAGGGAAGGGUCCAACUGGCUGAAGCCGUGCUGCGGUCGUCGUGUGGCCCUGUGGCAGGUCUGUCUGCUCAGUGCUGGCUUCAACUGCAUCCUGGUGGCCUGCGUCAUCCUGGUGGUGCUCUUCCUGUCUCUGGAACUGCUCAUCGACACCAAGCUCCUACAAUUUUCCAAUGCUUUUCAGUUUGCCAGCAUUAUCCACUGGAUCAGCCUUAUCAUCCUUUCACUCUUCUUCUCAGAGACUGUCUUCAGGAUAGUAGUGCUCGGGAUCUGGGACUACAUAGAGAACAAAGUAGAGGUGUUUGAUGGCGCCGUCAUCGUGCUGUCCUUGGCCCCCAUGGUGGCCUCCACGGUGGCCAACGGGCCCAGCAGCCCCUGGGACGCCAUCAGCCUCAUCAUAACUCUUCGCAUCUGGAGGGUCAAGCGGAUAAUUGAUGCAUAUGUGUUGCAAGUAAAAGUUGAGAUGGAACUGGAGAUCCAGCAGUGUGAGAAGACCAAGGCUGUGAGAGAGGAGCAGCUGGAGCGUCUCACUCAGAUCUGCCAGGAGCAGGCUUUUGAGAUCAGGCAGCUGAGGGCCCAUCUGGCCCAGCAGGACCUGGACCUCGCCGCAGAACGUGAAGCAGCCAUGCAGAUCCAUCAUGUAUGGGGCAAGCAGGGGAGGAGUUUUCAGGUUGUUGAAGGUGUGACUCCCGGGGAGUCUGACGAUGAGGGUGGACAAAGAAACCCCAGGGAGCCACAUGCCACUACAGAUCCAGUUGUACGUGAUGACAUGAACAACUACAUCAGCCAGUACUACAGUGAGGCAAGCAGUGAUGCUGGAGCUUCUGGCUUGAAUGCCCGGGUCAUCACCACUGCAGCCAUCGACGUUCACCUCCCCACCAACCCAAAUCCCAUCCAGUCCAACCCAAUGCUUUGUAUGGAGCGGGUGGGCAGUGCCGUUAGUGAUGCCUCAACCAGCAUAUCUCGGUCGAGCGGCAGCCUGACAGCUCGUCCUCACAGUCUGAGCAGUCACACUCCGGGUUCAUCCAUGACAGACUGCAGCAGCAGCACAGCUCAUGACCUCAGUCUAAGCUACAGUUCCCAUCGCUGCUGCCCUUCUUCCUUUCCAGUCCAGGAGCCCUGUAGGGACCCCAGUGUGGUGGUGCAGGAGCUCCUCUCCUCCCUCUCUGAGGACUCCUGCCUUGCUCAGAAGGGCCUGGUUGUGGACCCUGUGAACCUGAAGCUUCCCAGUCCCACUGGCUCAGAAAAAGCCAGUCCUGAGCUGGACAACAGAAUAAACAUCUUUAACAGGAGGAACCAGGAGGAGAGACGUGGCCAAGGGAGGGGCUGCGUGCUGUUGCAGACUAAGCCACUAAUCCACCUGCAGGGCAGCACAACUGAGCCGUCCCUGGAGGAGAAGUACCGACUCCUGGGACCAGCUGACACACCUCUGGGGCACAUGCCUGAUACAUAAACUACAUUUACAAAGUAAUAGAAGUGUGUAUUUUUCUUUUUACUGCCACCCUGUUUGGCUUUUAUCUGAACUUUUGUGGCAGGUGACCCUCAUUAGAGGGACCACAUGAGAUUUACAAGUUGGAUUUUUCCUUACGCUUGGUAAAUCCAAUCUCAGCCAAUCCAGAGCAAGCUUGAGCCUUCAGCUUUCAGCUAACACUGAUACUCCUUAACUUGACAUGAUCAGAAGUUGAUAGUAGAAGUGACAAUAAGAACUACAAGCCCUUUGCCAUACUGUCCAAUCUCCCCUGUUCCUCUUUGAUGGAUUUUAAAAACCACAGAUGCCCUGAUAUAGCACAAAAAGGACUGUAACAUCCCAGUAAGGGGGAGUCUGAUGUGUUUUUGGACACAUUCGUUAUCAGGAAUUUUCACUUUAAAUUGGUCCUAAAAGCACUGAACGUUCCAUGAAUUAAAACCAGCAAGGGGCCAUUCAAGCCUUUACUGAACAAAAACUUCUCUACAGUCUUGCAAACCAAGACUCUGUUCUGUGCUUUUGGAAUUUCAAGCAGUUAAAAGAAGUCUUUUCUAAUGCAUUCUUCUUCUUAUGUUUUUUCUUUUAAACGUGUGAUCAAACUGAAACACCAGUCUUGCUGUUCUUUGUUCAGACAGCCACAGGGUACAUAAGACUGGCUCAGUUCUACAAACAGACAAUUUAUUUCCUUCUUUUUUUAACCUUUGCCUUUCUGUCAGCUAUUUGUUUGAUUUGAUUUCAUCAAAGUUUCUUCAAUUGCAUUUUUGUUUUAGUUGUUCAAAACAUGAGUAGGGUAUAUUUGUGUGGAUGGAGUGAAAAGGUAAGUGACUGGAUUAUUCACAUGAAACUAGACUGGAGUGCUUGUAGCAUGAACCUUUAAAAGAAAAUUGUGCCCUAAAUGGCAAGCAAAUCCUUUGCACUUUAAUGUUUACAGACACUUUUGUAAACUUGAUAUGAAGGAAGUUAUUGCCAAAUGCAGGUGUUGUCAUUUGAAUGAAAAUAGCAAAAAUAAAACUUAGUAUUUCCUU